GCGCCUCCAAGGCCGGCGCCUUUCCAGACCCGCCCUGUCCCAGGGUCUGUCUGGCAGACGCGCGGGGCUGCGGGGCCGCCUCUCCGGAAGCCAGCCCGGUGGUCCCCGAAGCCGACUCAUAAAUGAUUUAUGAGCCGGGGCGGAGCGGGCCGGGUGGAGGGGUGGGGUGAGGCGAGGAAAGAGCGGGGUUGGGUGGGGGGCGGAGGCGGCGGCGGCGGCUCGACCCGAAGGAGAGCUGGACCGGGCGCGCGGAAUGCUGCUUUGAUGGACUGAGUCCCCCUCCCCUGCCUGCCAGAGAAGGUUCUCUGCUGCCCUUCGCUGCAUGCCAGCCCGGCCAGGAAACUGAGGACACCACAGACUCAACUUCAGGACGCUUCUUCUGCACAGGAACGCGCUCCUGCCGCCCCUAAGGCUUCCAGAACCCCUGACGUGGGCGGCCCCCAGUACCACCUCAUGUUCAGGGCAUCUUACUAGCCAUGGUCCUCCUCCUCAGCUUCCUCCUGCUGCUGGGCCUCUGUGAGGACACCGUGUCAGAGGAGCCGUCAUCAUCCGGGUACCGUCCUGCUGAUUUGGAGUUCCAGUUGCCUUCAACCCCCUAUCAGACCAGCGACUCCUACGAUCCUGGUCCCGCUGGCUUCUUCUUUCACAUCGUGCGCCUGUUUGUUCAUGUUGUGCAGCCCAAUGCUUUCCCUGAAGAUAUUUUAAGAAAUAUUAUACAGAAGAAGUUUGACCCCUCAAAGGAGUAUGAUAAGAUUAUCUACUAUGAGAUCGGGGUUAUUAUCUGUGCUGCCCUGGGAUUGCUGUUUAUUAUUCUGAUGCCUCUGGUGGGAUUUUUCUUUUGUCUGUGUCGUUGCUGUAACAAGUGUGGUGGAGAAAUGCACCAGCGUCAGAAGAAAAAUGGUCCCUUCCUCAAGAAGUAUUUUACAGUCUCCCUCCUGGUGAUCUGUGUGUUCAUGAGCAUCGGUAUCAUCUAUGGUUUUGCGGCAAAUCAGUACAUGAGGACUCACGUGGAAGAGACUCGGAAAUUGUCAGACAGUAACUUCAACGACCUGAGAACUCUCCUGAAUGCGGUGCCAGGGCAAAUUGACUAUAUACUGGAGCAGUAUACCCGCACUAAGGAGAAAGCAUUUGACGAUCUGGAUAAUAUUAACUUGUUGCUGGGAGGCAGCAUUUAUGAGCGUCUCAAACCCAAAGUGCUCCCUGUGCUGAAGGACAUCAAGGCCUUGGCAGAAGACAUGAAAACUAAUAGAGCUACCCUUGCCCGAGUGAACACUGUCUUAACGGACAUGAAGCAGUCGUCUGCACAUCUUCGCACCAGCCUGAGAGACAUGAAAACGAGCAUGGAGCAAACACUCACGGAUCCCCAGUGCACCUUUCCUGUAACGGCGACCACGUGCGCCAGCAUCAGGCAGUCUCUGAACGUCCUGGAUGGCAGCGCCAAUUUUGAUCAGCUCCCAUCUUUGGAUGGACACAUUGCUCAGCUUGAUGGACUGCUUCAAACAGAUUUGUCCAGCCUGGUCCAAAAGGCCAAUGACUCUCUUUCUGACAUACCUGGGGAAGUGAAAAAUCAAACCAGGGACUUCAUAUCAGAGUUUAAAAAGACCUUGAAUUCCAUUCAAUCUGAUGUAAAAAAUGUAAGCACAAAGAUUCCUAUUCAGAAGACACUGUCGAAUUUCGUCCGUUACAUUAAUAACUCUGAAGAUUAUAUCCUCCACUAUUUACCCACUGUGGAAAAAUGCAAUUCAUACAGGUGGCUCGUUUGCUUGACCAUCUGCUGCUUGCUGACCCUCAUCUUGAUUUUUUACCUCCUGGGCUUGCUGUGUGGCACGUUGGGCUAUGACCAGAAUGCCACCCCAACCAACCGAGGCUGCGUCUCGAACACCGGGGGCGUCCUCCUCAUGGUUGGGGUUGGAUUCAGUUUCUUCUUUUCUUGGAUAGUCAUGACCAUCGUGGUGCUGACUUUUGUCACUGGUGGAAAUUUGGAAAAUCUGGUUUGUGAGCCUUACAGAAACAAGAAGUUCUUCCAGAUUUUGGACACUCCAUAUUUACUAAAUGAGGAUUGGGAAUACUAUCUCUCUGGCCUAGUACUUAACAAACCAGAUAUUAAUCUCACUUUUGAACAAGUUUACAGUGACUGCAAAGAAAAUAAAGGCCUUUAUGCAACACUUAAGCUCGACCACAUCUACAAUGUCAGUGAAGAGCUCAACAUUACAAAGCAUACUGGAGACAUAAAUAGUAAUUUGGAAAAUAUGAAUUUAAGAAUUAACGAUAUAGAACUGCUGGAUAAAACAGGAAGGAAAACCCUUAUGGAUAUCAGCUCUUCGGGAAUAGGCAAAAUAGACUAUGCUGCCUACAUAAACGCGACCGAGGGAAGUCCCACGAGAGUAAAUCUUAGGUCGUUUGCAGACAAUCUCCAAAGAAAAGCCAACCAGCUGCCCCCAGGAAACUUGAAAACCAGCUUGAAGGAUCACGUAGAUACCUUAAGAAAUAUCCAUCAGAACCAAGUAGUCCCUUUGCAGAAUUCAAUGAGCAUCAUGCACCAGCAAAUGAAGGGACUUCAUCACAGGACCAGCAGAUUGAGGGACAGAGUAUCCAACAUCAUUUUCUUUUUGAAUUCCACCCAGUACUUUCUCACCAGCCAGCUGGCCAAAGUUGUCAUUGAAGAAAGUAAGCAGUUCGGGAGUAAGAUAAUAAGCUACUUUGAACGUUACCUGCAGUGGGUCAAGAUGGCCAUCACCCAGCAAAUUGCGGCCUGCAAACCGGCGGCCACUGCACUGGACUCGGCUGUUAACGUCUUUCUGUGCAGCUACAUCGUCGACCCUCUGAAUCUGUUUUGGUUUGGCAUAGGAAAAGCGACCGUGCUUUUACUUCCUGCUCUCAUUUUUGCCGUGAAGCUGGCUAAGUACCUCCGUCGAAUGUAUUCUGAAGACGUGUAUGAGGAUGAGCCGGUGCACAAGGUUCAAAGUAAACCCAGGGUUCAAACUAUACCCAGGGUUCAAACUGUACCCAUGGUUCAAACUGUACCCAUGAAAACGGCGCUGUAACACAUCACACAAACCGGUUGACUUAGAGCAACGCGUUCUCCACUUUAGCGGAGGCCGGAAGUCUGAAACCCACACGUCAGCAGAGCUGGCUCCUCCCAGGAAGCCCGAGGAAGAGCUUGCCCCGGCCUCUGUCUUCUGCUGGAGCUUCCCUUGGUGUGUCUCACCUCCUAAGGACGUUGGUCGUCGGAUCAGGGCCCUUCCUAGGCAAGAACAACUUCAUCUUCGUUUGCCCACAUCUGCAAACAGCCUAUUUUCAAGCAUUCGCUGAGACCAGUGGACAUAAGUUGGGGGGUGGGGGUGGGGGUGGGGGGGGAGGGCGGGAGGGGCUGCCUAGUCGCUCGGUUGUGAGGGAUCCAUCCGCCAAUGCUGGAGACCCGGGUGGGAUCCGUGGUCUGGGUAGAUUCCUCCCCAUGCCAUCGAGCAGCUAAUCCCCUGAGUAAACUACUGCUGAGCCUGCGCUCUCGAGCCUGGGAGCUGCAACUGCUGAAUGCGUGUGCUGAAACUACUGAAGAUCGCUCGCCCUAGAGCCCAUGCUCCGCAGCAAGAGAAGCCUCUGCAGUGAGAGACCUGGGCACCACACCUAGAGAGCAGCCCCCGCUCGCCCCAGCUAGAGAGAAGUCUAGGCAGCAGUGAAGACCCAGCACGGCCGAAAAAGUAAAUCAACAAAAGUAUUUUUAAAAGGUGGGGAGGAGAGGAUAUUAUUCAACUUGCACGGUCACCCAACAUCAGUAACAAAUGGCCAAAGAGAGAGAGAUGUGAACACAAAAGCCAGCUGUACCGGACACACACAAAUUAAGGCGCAUCACCAACAUCGAGAAUGGCAGGAAGUGAAAAAUGUUAGUAAAGUCUGUACCUAAGAGCACGUGACUAACCCACUGCUUGUGUCAAUCAAUUGCCUCUGCGUCUGACCCAGUGACGCCUAGCCCCACUCUGACUGACUGGGUUCCUCUGAGGAAAGAGCUUUUUAAAACUGCUGGUCCUUGGGUCCUCCCCCAAGAGAUGCCGACAGGUGAGGCUUCAGCAUGUGGGUUUAAAACUUUGCCUGGUGAUUCUGGUGGAAGGCCAAGGUUGGGGUACACAGCCUCUGAUUAACUGAAUCGGAAUUUCUGAAAUGUAUCCCAGGGAAUUCUCAAGUGUAACCUGGGCUGAGAGUUAUUAAUACAGUUUCUACAUGCA
Cervus elaphus (red deer) is the source of this 4220-nucleotide messenger RNA. RefSeq names its product prominin 1 (gene PROM1). The coding region runs from base 477 to 3044 and encodes 855 amino acids. The record is from RefSeq and is a predicted model, not a curated record. The transcript is spliced from 25 exons. Gene Ontology annotation, cellular component: cilium; prominosome; microvillus. Gene Ontology annotation, molecular function: cholesterol binding. Lineage: Eukaryota; Metazoa; Chordata; Mammalia; Artiodactyla; Cervidae.